AGUGAUAUAUCGACGCGAGGUCCAACAUCGUAAGUUGCAGUUCUUAGAGUUGUGAUAGGGAUUUACAUCAUCCACAUCUUUUAGUGUUCUCUCUCGUUUAUCAAAGACACAGAAUACACAUAACAUUUGUUAUGUGGUCCCCAAGGUUAGCAGUCUGGCUUCUAGUCUUGUCACUGGGCGCGGUAAAGUCAAGACACCGAGAAGUUAGUGAUUUCCGUGAAAAUCAAGAUGAUCAUUUCCUGAACUUACGUUUAGAAGAUGAUGAUGAUGUUAUGGAGCUCAAAGAAAAAAGUCCGUGUGAUGCUAUGAUAUGUGGAAAAGGUCGACAGUGUGAAGUGAACGAAGCAGGUCAAGCCGUCUGCACUUGUCAGCUUUAUUGUAAACAUCAUAGAAAGCCGGUUUGCGGAACGGACGGUAAUUUCUACACCAGUCACUGUGAGCUUCAUCGGGCAGCCUGCCUAGCUGGGAAGACCAUCCGAAUCGAUCGUAAGAGAGGAUGUUUGAAGAAAAAAGUAGGGUCACAGGAAACGUCAACAGAAGACCACAAGUUUACUGGAACCACGACAGAGGGGAAGAGAACUGAUACACCUGUCUUAUGGACUAACCUUCCAAAACCAGAGCUGAGAACACUUACAACAACUCCAAAACCUGAGCCUGAGACUACUCCUAGGGAAUGUACCCAAGAAGAAUACGACUUUAUGAAAGAAAAUCUUUUGCUCUUUAACAAUGCAGAAUUGAUGAACAACAAAAAAUCAGGAAAUGAAUAUCUUGUCAGUAUUAUGUUUUCACACUAUGACCAGAACAACAAUGGAUUACUAGAAGCUGAGGAACUAUGGCAAGCUGGUGAACGAGACCACCUUGGUCGUCUGUCCACUGCAUGUAUAUUGGCUGAUAUGUUACUUUUUGAUGAUCCCGAUGAAGAUGGCAAACUCAACAUCAAUGAGUUUUAUCUUGCCUUUAGUAAGUUAUACAGUGUAUCUGUUGUAUCUUUGGAUAAAUCUCUGGAGAUCAAUCAUGUGAUGGCUUCUGUUGGAGAUAAUGUGGAGAUCAAAUGUGAUGUCAGUGGAACCCCACCCCCACCUAUUGUGUGGCGGAGGAAUGAUCUGGAUCUGUCAAUUUUGAAUGAAGAAGAAAUAAAGGUUUUUGUUGAUGGGUCCCUCUACUUGACCAAUGUUCAGCUUGUACAUGGAGGAAAUUAUACUUGUCAUGCCCAGAGGAACAGAGAUGUUUUUCAGACCCAUAUCCUUCAUGUUCACACUCUACCUGAGGUCCAUGUCAUCCCUAAACUUCAGUCUAGAGCUCCUGGAGAGUUGGUUGAAAUGGAAUGUCAUGUAACUGGUGUACCCACUCCAAAUGUCUCCUGGCUGAAGAAUGAUGAUGAGUUGAGAGUGGGAGCUGACAAAUAUACUGUUGUGGGUAAUGGGACUGCCCUCAUGGUUGGCAAGAUAACUUAUAGUGAUACUGGGGCAUACAUGUGUGUAGCUUCCAACACAGCUGGAUCCAUGAGAGACAUAAGCUCACUGGUUGUUCAAGAUCAACCUACUCCAACUGCUCCUUCUGAAGAAAGACGUUUCUUUACUUUCCAUGACUGGGGAGUAUCUGUGUAUGACCCAGAUAACUGCCGGCUUUAUCAUCAGAUCCAAAGCACAGAUAUUAUUCCUGGUACACAGGAAUAUGUAUGUGGUGACAGAGGCAUUAACUGCUCAUGGGGAAAUGCCAUCAAUGUGGCUGACCGCUAUGUAUAUGUUUCGCAACCAAAAAAGGAUAGAGUUCUAAUCAUUUCCAGGGUUCAAAUGGUCGUUGUAGAUGUUGUUGUCACAGACAAGUAUCCUGUGGACCUGCACUAUGUUCCUCACCUUGAUCAAGUCUGGUUAACCUGCUGGCGUAGCAAAGAGGAUCAAGGGACAAAAACAAUCCAAAUCAUUCGUGAUGCCAGUCAGAAGAGAAAACAUCACACUGUCCAUCCUGAACCUGUGGAUGGACACUUUGACUUGGUGAGUGAAAUGUUCAUCCCUCUAAGUCAAGACCUCCGACAUCCUUGGAAGUAUGGAUUUGUUGUACACACUAACCAGCGGGGCAUGUACAAGAUGCACUUGCAGGGAAUGAAGUACGUGAAAACCGUGGAUCUGACUCCAUACAACUGUGCCCCUCACAAUGCAGCUUUUGCUGCUAUUGGGGGAUAUGUUAUAUUGGAGUGUAUUGAACCUGUCACCCAUCGACCAACAGGGCAACUUGUCUUGGACUACCUCACUGAUACUGUUGUGUCCCACAAGACAAAUUUGUUUGGUCAACCACACAUUUCUCCAGACUCUCGUUAUGUUGUGACUCUAGAAAAGACCAAUUCCAGUGUCAUAAUUGUUGCACAAGAAGUAACAGAGGAAGGCCUACAGUUUCUCUUUGAUGUGAAAACAACUCUGCAAAUCAGCGACAUUACUUACUUUCCCUCUCGCACAACUCACAGUUAUGAUCUGUAUGCCAGCUCUUCCAAUAAAGAAGACAUUCUCUUUGUUGACCUUGCAAAUGGGAAGGUGGAAAUGAUUACUGGAAUUGGGCGAGCAAUGGAACCAGAGGUAGCAGAAUGGAAAAACACAAACCGGCCAAUGUCCAGUGCAGGAAUCUUUGGCACUUAUAUGGUGACCACAGCCAAUGAAGCAAUCUUUGUAGUAAAUGGUAAAACAAGAACUGUGAAUUGUGAGAUUGGAAGCAUUGUCCAUCCUCGAAUGAUGGUUUGGGUGAAAUCACCCUAAGUUUUUUCUUCUUAUGGGAGGCUAGUUUUUAUGUUUGCUCAGUUAAAUUAAGAUACACUGUUUAACUACUUACAUAUAAUAUUGUGGCCUGCCUAUCCACUUCAUCUAGUAAGAAAUUCUUAAAUACAAGUUAGUCAAAUAUUCUUAAACUAACUCUUUAAACAAGAUAAAAUAGUAAUUCAGAGUAAGUACUUUCAGGCAUUCAUGAUUUUGGUCACAUUCAGAAGCAUACUUAAUAGUAAUUGACAUAAUCAAUAAAUUGUGCUUUCUAUAAUGAAUUAAAUUAGUUUAAAACAACAGGUCACCCAGUUAUAAUUAACUACUUAGCUUAUUUUUUAAGCCAUAAAUUGGAUAUUCUAAUUGUAGAAUACCUAUAAAACCCAGCAAUUUUUUCUUGGAUUUUUGUAGCUCAGGUUAUAUACUUUCUCAUCAGUAUUUUAUGAGUAUUGCUGUACAAAUUGUUAUAACACGUUUUUAAUUCUUUAUUUCUUCAAAGAGAAAAAUUCUAGUCGGUGAUUUUUAAUCUGUAAAAAUACUGUACAGUAUUUUUUUUUGUCAUUCAAGGCAGUUUUGUUUCAGUUGUGAGAUAAAUAUAUACAAGAAUUAAAAGUCCACUUUUGUUAGUUGAAUCAUGUUUUAGUGAGAGAAAAAAAAACUUAAAAAUUUUAAACCAGACAUAAUCUGUUUAGGUUUUAGUAACCAUUACAUGGAUUAAAAGAAUUAUUAUCACGCUUCUAUAUUAGGUAAAAGAUUUUAUUUUUAAAUCCAUGUAUUGAAUGAAAUAGUAACAGAACUUGUUUCAAUAGGAUUGACCUUAAUAAAAGUGUGUGCUAGCUUGUGCCAUUUGUAUAUCUAUAACUACAUGUACAUUCCAGAUAAAACAACCAAACAGCUUGUAAAUGUUUUGAAGUGGCUACCACUUUUAUCAAUUUCAUAGUGGGAUAUUUGUUGUGUGCGAUAAAACAUUUGCUUCAACUGUGUCAGUCAUAUGUGUUAUUUGUGAGAUUUUCUGCUAUAGUUAAAGCAGUGGUCACAAUACACUCAACAGGUAAACAGAUCUAUAAGGUGUUACUAUUUUGGAAAGCUAACUGUAGUUCUUGGUAUAUCAUGAUUGUUUUUAAGGGCAUGUUUCAUGAGCUCUCCGAGGGCAGAUACUAGGUCCCAACGUUGCUUUUUCUGUAUGUGUAGUAUAUAUAUAGCUUGUGCAAAGUUAUGAUCAUCUAUUGUAUGUAUGUGUGUUGGAAUCUGGGAAUAUUCUGAAGCCAAAGUAAUUACUGAUGUGAUACACCAAAAACUGUUUCAGGAAAUUUUAUUCAUUAAAAUCUUCAUAUUUUAAAAUACUCUUCUGAACUGGAAUUUAAAAUAAAAGACAGUGUAGGUUGCUAUAAAUUUCAUCCAUAAAAUUACAAAUAUAUAUAUGUAAUUUUUCAUAGAACAUGCCCAUUGUUUUUUUUUCUCCAAAAGAAAGUUUAAAAAUUGCUUUGCCAACUGAAUUAUAGUAGUAGACUCCUACAAACACAUGUGUAUUAUUAAUUUGGAAUUUAAAAAAGUUAUUAAUGAUGUGAAAAAAAAAUCCUUCUGCAAUUCUUUCUUACAUAAGUAUGUAGUAUAAAAAAACAUUAUAUGGUUAAUUGUUAUGAGAAAAUAAUGGUUACACCACACUUAUACAUUUUAUUCUCUAACUUGUGUUAUGUCCAUUAACAAAUCCAUAGUACUUAUUUGUACAAAAUGUUUAGAAUAAUCAAAUAAUAGUGAACAACUUUUUGUAUGUGUGUACAACAGAUGCAGCUUUUACCACAGACAAAAAUUUUGACAUUUUGCAAAGCUAGAAUAAAUGUGUUAUAGUUCUUUUAACUAUAUUAAUGCAAGAAGUAUUUGAACAAUGCAAGUCAAUGAAAAAGGUUAUGACAUAUAAGAAAAGAACUUUCAGGUUAAGUAGCACAAAUUCAAUUAUUAUAUUUAAGCCAAUAGGCUGAAUUUUUUUCCAAUUUACUAACCUCUUUCUGUGGCCUUUACAUCGAGAAAUAAGAAAAAGAUUUAUAGUUGUAUAUUUUGUUUUGUCUUCUUACUUAUUCUUGUGAAAUUGAAAUGUCCUAAACUGCCCAACAUACAAGUAUAUGUUUUAAUCAGUCCAAAUAUAAAUUAAAAUUUACAUAAAUUACUCAACCUUUCAAUAAGGACAAAAUAAGAUUCCAGGGAGAAACAUUGGAAGGUUUUACCAGUUAAGUAUACAACAUAUGUUCAUGCAUUUCAUGUUAUCACACCACACCUUUUUAAACCAUAGGCAGUAAUGUUAAAUCUAGUAACCUGGCUGUAAAGUAGGUCUGUUAAAAAAAAAACUCAAAGUGCACAUAUAAUAUCUAUCAAUGUGUUCAUGAGUAUGCAAAAUAAAUUUUAAGAAUAACUUUGUUUAUUGCAUCUGCAACAAAUUCUGACUUCAGAAUGCACUUGAGUUUUGAUAAUCUCACUUGAAGCCAGAUAUCAGACUAAGGAAUCAUCUGGUAUACAUCAGUGACCUAACAGAUAAAUGGAACACUAUUGUAUUACAAUUAUAUUUGUAUAAACUGUUAAAAUAUUGUUCUCACCAACAAUAACUUGCUUAGUAAUAAUUACCCAAAUAUGAUACAAUAUAGUUUCUUAUAAAAGCAAAUGUAUUAUUAGUAAAGCCAGUUUUCAAUCUACUUAAGUAGCACUAAUGAAUGCAUUUGGUAUAGGUUAAUAAGUGUUUGUAUUUUUUCCCCUCUCUCUCUACUACAGAGCUGGCUAUUUCUGAAAGUACUGAUAUACUUAAAAACUUCAUGUUUUCCAAGAUGUAUUCUUGUAAUAAGUGAUAAUUUAAAAUCUACAGACAACUGAAAUAUGUUAACUACAUGUGUACAAUUCAUAAAAUAUUUCUAAAAAAAAAGCACCUGAAAGUUAGAUUUACACGUGCCAAUCUUUUUAUUUUUAUUUCCUUUUUCUUUUAUAAGGAAAAAAAUGUUGGCUAGGUGUCACUGAAGUAGUUAUGUAAAUGCUAGAAGUGACAUAGUGAUGUUUACUGUUGAAGUUUAAGUGUAUUCAACAUUAUAGAUGAUUAAGUAUUAGUCUGUUUAAAAAAGUCAAAUGUGACGUUAUUUAAAGCUACCCUUUGUACACAUUCACAUGUAGUGUUGUACCAUCUUCUCAUUUUUCCACUUAGUGGUAUGUCAAUGUCAGUCUUGUGUACCUAAAGAAAGCUGUAUGAAUGCCAUGUGUAGUAACCACACAUUAUUCUAUUUCCAUUUCCUGUGGCACUGUAAGUUUGGAUGCAAAAAUGACAAUAAAGCUGGUCUUUUGAAAAAUAA
Molecule: messenger RNA, 6070 nt
Organism: Limulus polyphemus (Atlantic horseshoe crab)
Lineage: Eukaryota; Metazoa; Arthropoda; Merostomata; Xiphosura; Limulidae
Product: follistatin-related protein 5-like
Exons: 15
Coding region: 132-2747 (871 amino acids)
Biological process (GO): cell differentiation; regulation of BMP signaling pathway; multicellular organism development
Molecular function (GO): calcium ion binding; protein binding
Source: RefSeq, a predicted model, not a curated record